This is a messenger RNA of Ailuropoda melanoleuca (giant panda), 3965 nucleotides long. RefSeq names its product MAP7 domain containing 3 (gene MAP7D3). Gene Ontology annotation, biological process: microtubule cytoskeleton organization. The transcript has 19 exons. Gene Ontology annotation, cellular component: microtubule cytoskeleton. NCBI's taxonomy places the organism in Eukaryota, Metazoa, Chordata, Mammalia, Carnivora, Ursidae. The coding region runs from base 16 to 2730 and encodes 904 amino acids. The record is from RefSeq and is a predicted model, not a curated record.
AACUCAUUUUAAAACAUGCAAAAGGCCAUCAAGAACAAGAACAUCAAUUCAGUUGCUGCUGCUCAUGCUAUUGCCCAGGAAAGGAGGAGUCAGAGUGGUUUUAGCACUGUUCCAUCUCAGUCUUCACAUAUAAGAUCAACUUUUAAACCAGUAAUAGAUGGGUCCGUGCUUAAAAAUGAUGUGAAGCAGAGGUUGGCGAAGGAGCGCAGAGAAGAGAAGAAGAGACAACAAGAAGCUAAUAAGGAAACACAACUGCUUGAAAAAGAAAGAAAGUCCAGGAUCCAGUAUGAAAAACAGAUGGAAGAGAAGCAACGAAAACUGAAAGAACAAAAAGAAAAGGAUGAGCAGCGGAGAAUAUCCGCAGAAGAAAAAAGGAAACAAAAAUUACAGGAAGAAAGGGAGAGAUUCAAAGCUGUUCUCUAUCGGACAUUGGAACGGAGCAACCGUGUUGAUCAUCGUCAAAAAAGAUGGUCAUGGGAAGGCUCUACAGCCAUGAACCCAGAAACCAAAACUGCCAAUAAACGUUCUGUAUCUACUGAAAAACUUGAACAAGAGACUUCUGGUUUACACAAACAAAUGUCUAUGUCAUCUGGAGGUCCUCAAAAUUCUAUUGCCAAGAAAAAAAUAGAAAAGAAGAGAAGCUCGUCGUUGAAUAGAAGAUCUAACAAACUGCAGGCCCCUGUGGAAACUGUACAAAUAGAAGAAAGACCAACUGCUCGUCACCCAUAUACCAGUCUUCGGGAGAAUAAUUUAAUCACUCGCCUGCUUGUCCCUACAAAAGCAUCAAUAGCCAGGAGCAAAAGUGCUGCUUCCUUGUCAGUCCCUGGGAAAGAUACUCCAGGUACCCACAGUACUUUAAUACAGUGUAUGAACAUGCCCUUGCGUAGCCAUAGCAGUGACGAAUUGAAGAAUACCACCGUGCUCCGCAAGCCAGCAGUGGCAGGGCUUCCCCGGGAGGAGGUGGAAGCACUCCCCAAGGCGAACAUGGAAGCGGCCCCCCACGUGACUGUGGAGGCAACCCCCGAGGUGAGUGUGGAAGCGGCCCCCAAGGCGAGCGUGGAAGCGGCCCCCAAGGCGAGCGUCGAAGGGUCCACUGAAGGGAGUGCGGAAGCAUCACGUGAAGCAGGUACGGAAGCACUCCCUGAGAGCAUGGAAACGUCACCUGAAGUGAGCCUGGACGUGUCCCUCGAGGUGAGCGUGGACCCGUCGUCCCUUGAGGUGAGCGUGGACCCGUUGUCCCCCGAGGCAAGCGUGGACCCGUCCCCGGAGGUGAGCCUGGACUCGUCUCCUGAGGUGAGCAUGGAAGCGUCCCCUGAGGUGAGCAUGGAAGCGUCAUCUGAGGCCAGUGUGGAAGCGUCGCCUGAGGCUAGUGUGAAGGCACUCCCCAAAGAGAGUGUGGAAGCAUCCCCCAAGGCAUCCCCCGAGGUGGGCACGGGAACAUCUUCCAAGGUGAAAGUGAGAGACUCUCCACAGGUUUGUCAGAAAUCAGAAAUGGUCAAACAGGCCUCAAACUCUGCUACCAAGAAACGCCCAUCAUCGCACAUACCGUGUUAUAAAUGGCCAUCGUCUCCUGCAAGUGGGUGGCGUCCGCCUUCUCCCAUCAGCGUUAAGCAAAUGCAGAAGAAUCGCCCCCCAUCACCAUCACCCAUCAUGUCAAAACAGUCACAGUCUUCUCUUUCCUAUAAAAUAAUCCCUGUUCAACGUAGCCUGUUGACACAAAAUGCAUUAGGUGCUCUUGGAAAGAAAAGAGAAGGAGUGCCUAAAACUGCUAACAGCUCUGAGGCUGUGAGCCAAAAACAGAUGAUCUGUGAGGAGUCUGGUAAUAAAAGCACACCAGGGACUAUGAAUGCCAAGGAGGCAACAAAAAUUUUGGCAGAAAAACGACGGCUUGCUCGUGAACAAAGAGAAAAAGAAGAAAGAAUACAAAAGGAGAGGGAGCCAAGCAAAGUGAAGGACGUAGCAGAGAAAGCAGUAGAAGGCCAACAAGAAGAAUUCUCGAAAGUGGAAGAUGAGCAACAACAGAAGGAAAUAAAGAAGAAGGACUGUCCAGAUCCAGAAGACCAGAAAGUGCUACUGCAGAAAGGGGACGCCAAAAUAAAAGCUCAGGAGGAGGCUGACAAACGCAAGAAGGAACAGGAGAGAAUUAUGUUACAGAAUUUGCAGGAGAGAUUAGAGAGAAAAAAGAGAAUUGAGGAAAUUAUGAAGCGGACAAGAAAGACAGAUUCGAAUGCCUCAAAGGCUGCAGAACCAUUUGUGGAUACCACAUAUGAGGAGGACGAGGCGGACGACGAGGACGAGUCGGACAGUGACGACGGUUCCUUCGAUGACCUGCACCCAUCAGCCUUUAUAAAUGGCAUGGAUUCAUCCACAAAACUCAAAACACAUUUUAAAAACAUGAAGAAGAACAUUCCCAAGCUGGUGUUUUUAGACGCCACUUCUGGCCAAGUCUGUAGAGAGACAAAAACAUUUUUUAAUGGCGACAUGAAAAACUUCAGACAAAAAAGUGCGAAAGACCCCUUGGCUCAGGCGAGGGGUACCAGAUCGUCCACCCAAAGAAUGACCAGCCGAGCAGCAAAAACCAGAAAGAUAUGUAAACUUCACGCAGCCCAGAAGAGAAUUCAUCCUCUACUCUGGAUCUCAACUUCCAGACCCCCUAAUUUUUCUGCCUCUGACUUGAACCUCGCCACCAAAAUGACCAUCAAAAACAGGGAAAACAGACAGACACCUUAAUGUAUAUCUCAGAAGAUACAUGUUAUCAUCUUGACUCUUGUCAACAGCAAGGGUUCUGAGUAAAGAGUCAUUUUUGUUUUCCUGUAAAAACCGCCACUGUCUCGUUCUUGUUUUCCAGCCAGAGUGCAGGAGUGCACAGCAAGGGUGCCCUCGAAAGUGGUCACUCUGGAGCGUCUACACUGAGGAGAAUUUUCUGUCUUAAAAUACUGCUUAUUCUGUUUCAUGGUUACGUUACUUUAGCAGUUCAGAGUGGACGUUCACUCUUGUAGGGGCCGUGGUGGGUGUGCGAGGGGCUCAGGAUUGCUCACAAGAGCUUUGCGGGGUGGUUUCUAAUAAACAGGAGGUUGUGAAAUCUAGUUAAGUCACAUGUUACCAUUACGUAUGUGUUUUUAGCUCUGCCAUCACCCGAGAGCACAGGCCCUGGCACCCGCAAAUGCUCCGGGUUCUAGAAAGUGCUCUCAGUAGCACCUUCCGUGCUCAUCAGUGUUACCUUUUCUGAAGUGCACCUUGGGGGUUUAUUUCCAAAAACGGGCAGUGUUUUUAUUGUACCUAAAGUAGUGUCUGGCUGUUGUCUGGCGGCGCGUCGUUCCCCUAGUUGCUGGCAGCGUGUCUUCCUUUGGUCCUUGUGCCCGCCGGGCCUGCCCUUUGGUACACAGCCUUGGGCAGUGGGGCCAGAGCUGCUUGCCUUUCCCUCACCCCUGGCUGCAGGUGAGCACAGGAGCAGUGCCAUUCUUUGGUCCCCGUGAUAGAUAGGUGCACACACACACACCUACACACGUACACACUUGUGUACACAUUUGCGCACACAUGUUCGCAUGCACGCGCACACAGAAUAGGUUUCCUAAAAUCUGUCAGAAUCUGCUUAUACACGCCAUCGACUAAAACUUAAACGCACAAUCGUCCUACUGUUAAUGAGGUUUCUGGUGAAUCACAACGAGUUUCAGGCAGGCCCAUGUCCCUUUCUAGCCAGCAGCCCUGGAUUAGUAAAAGGAAGGAACCCUUUCUGGUUCCUUAGUUCUUGGCCGUUCAGAGUGCUGUACCGUUGUUACGGAUUCGAGCUUGGUGCCUUCGAUUUGAAAACUCUUUUUAUGCACUAGCUCUUUCGUAUAGAAGGCAAGGACAGUCACCCUGACAAAUGAGUUUCUGCUGUUUUUCUGCACAAAUGUCACAUGUUGGAACACUCUGUUAUACCCACAUCUAUAUGUGUGCUCUGUAAAAUAAACUUGGCAGAUAAA